UUUGGGGGAGAUGGCCGAUUUGUGGAGUGCUUCAUCGCCGAGCAAAACAUGGCGGGGGUGGCCAUUGGGGCGGCCACGAGAGCACGGACUGUGGUGUAUGCCAGCACAUUCGCUGCAUUCUGGACUCGUGCUUUUGAUCAGAUACGGAUGGGGGCAAUAUCCAUGUCCAAUGCUAAUUUUGUGGGAUCCCACGCGGGGGUGUCGAUAGGGGAGGAUGGGGCGUCCCAAAUGGCCCUCGAGGAUAUCGCCAUGUUCAGAAGCAUUCCCAAUUCCACCGUCUUUUAUCCAAGAGAUGCCGUGUCCACCGAAAGGGCUGUCGAAUUGGCUGCCAACACUCCGGGCAUUUGCUUUAUUCGCACAUCCCGUCCUAAUUUCCCCGUCAUCUACGACAACGCGGCCUCCUUCAGUGUGGGGCAGGCUCGGGUGGUGAGAAGCAGUGGUGACGACGUGUGCACGGUGGUUGCGGCAGGGGUCACGCUCGUGGAGGCAAUGAAACUCGGGCAAACUCACCCGGAAUUGCCCCUUCGAGUGAUUGACGUGUUUACUGUCAAACCACUCGACGUCGCUGCCAUCAAGUCGGCUGUUUCUGCCACCAACGGACGUCUGGUGGUUGCCGAGGAUCAUUAUCCUGAGGGUAGGCCAGCCUGUUAAUUCGCAGGGGGACUCGGGGAGGCGGUGGCCUCUGCCCUUGUCGGAGUGGCAGGAAUUCAGAUGAGGCAUUUGUGCGUGCGGGAGAUUCCCCACAGUGGCCCUUCCCUCGAUUUGCUUGACAAGUAUGGAAUCUCUGCAGAGUGCAUAUACGAGGCUGCUCAGUCUGUUCUCUGUUAGCUUAUUGGAUUUGGUUGUUAUUUCAAUUAA
This is a messenger RNA of Octopus sinensis (East Asian common octopus), 858 nucleotides long. RefSeq names its product transketolase-like protein 1. The transcript has a single exon. The coding region runs from base 49 to 651 and encodes 200 amino acids. Gene Ontology annotation, molecular function: transketolase activity; thiamine pyrophosphate binding. Lineage: Eukaryota; Metazoa; Mollusca; Cephalopoda; Octopoda; Octopodidae. The record is from RefSeq and is a predicted model, not a curated record.